AUGUUUCGUGUGACCUCUGUGAUGCUUAGAUCUAAAUCAGAGAGCCCAGCAUCUCCUUCUGUGUUUUCUCUGAUGUCCUGCUGCAAUUUCAACAAUGGGGGCCACGAGGAAGACAUAAGCUUAGCCUGCCUCCUUAAAGAAAAUUUUCCAGGCUCUGCAACAAUCACGUGGGAACCUAACGGUCCAGCAAAAAAGUACCCAGGAGAACUCCGCAAAGGAAGCAACAAGGUCUUCAGCAUAAGUCAGCUCUCAGUCAGUCCUUCAGACUUUAAGGCAAAACCGUAUAAGUGCCUUGUACAGCCCAAGACAGGAAGAGAUCCCAUCUCAGCAACCUUCGACUACAAACAUUGCAUUAGCGAACCUCCGAAGCCAGUCCAGGUUCAGAUCUUAACCCCCAACUGCGGCGAACAGGCCACAGAGAGCAGCCUAGAGCUGGUGUGCUUCCUCCGGAGCCUUGGCCCCGGGAAAGCCACUGUGGAAUGGCUGAAGAAUGGAGAAGGGGAGCAAGGCAAAGUAGAAGCAACACUGAGAAGGGACCAGGAGAAAAGCCAUGGCUACUCCAGCUUUGUCCAACGGAACGUCAGCAAACAGAGCUGGGACAAAGGGGACGUCUACACGUGUAAAGUGAGCCGCCCACCAAGCAGCCAGAACGUGGCAAUGUACAACACCAGCAACUGCCAUGCUUGCUACGAUUCUAGGCGACAACCUACCAUCUCCAUCAUCAACCCAUCCUACAGAGACCUACUUGAGGGGACGGCGAGCAUCACAUGCUUUGUAACUGGCUCCAACCUUGAAAAUGUCCAAGUAACCUGGGAUGUGAAUGGCAGGCCCAGCACUGGGGGUCAGGCAGAAAUGGGGAAGAAGGCCGCCGAAGGAAUCCAGACCAUGAAACACACCUUCCCAGUAUCUUUGGAACAAUGGAGAAAGGGCACCAGUUUCACCUGCAAAGUAGCUGGAAGUUGCUAUAAAGAACUCACCAAAGGAGUAACAAUCCAAAAGGAUGCACAAACCAUGAAGCCCUCCAUUACCAUUUCUCGAGCCAACCUUGACAUCUCAGCCAACAGUACAAAAGCCCUAAUUCUUGUCUGCGAUGUGAGUGGGUUUUCCCCAGAGGAAAUUAGCAUCUCAUGGAAGAAGGACAACCUACCCCUAAACGCAGCACUGUAUGACAACGGGCCUGUGACACCAGACGGGAAUGCGCACGCCACUUACAGCAUCCUGAAAAUUGGCAGAGAUGCAGCAGGAGGGAAGGGUGGCAGCUACAGCUGCGUGGUCCACCACUCCUCCUCCGACAAGCCACUCAGUGCCAGUGAAAAGGUACCCUUUGACCAGCCUCAAGUGCCUACUGUUGAACUCCUGCAGUCAAUAGAUCAGGAAAAGAAAACAGUAACGCUGGAAUGCAUCGCCUCUAACUACAGACCCCAAAAUGUGAUCAUUGAGUGGAAGGGUGGCCCACAAAACAAGAACAAAACAUUUAUGGAACAGAAGAUGGCAGACAGGACAUACAGAGCCAGCAAUCAAUUGAAUAUCUCCAUCUCCCAAUGGCAAGAAGGGGAGAUCAACACAUGUGAGGUGAUGCACCUGGAAACAAAUUCAACGAUUGUCCGGCGCAUCUCUAGAAAAGGCCUGGGAAACAAGGGUGAUAUCACUUUACUCUGUUCCAUCCAUGGCUACUUCCUAGAGAGCAUCGAAGUCACCUGGGAGAAAGGUGGAAAGGCUCAAUCCAGACCAGGAUCCAAGCCAGAAACCUUUCAGCAGAGUGGUGGCCAGUUCUACACCAGCCAGAACCUGACCGUGCCUCUGAAGGAAUGGAACAAUCUACAAGAGUAUACCUGCAAGGUGACCCAACCUGAUACAAAAGACAUCCAGACAAGCAGUAUCAGCAAGUGCACAGCAUGUAAAAAGAGCAUCCCACCCCCCAGCCUCUACCUCUUGAAGCCUCCGCUCGAGAGACUACUCGUUCAAAGGGAAGCCCUCCUGACUUGCCUAGUGGUAGGAUAUGAGCUGGACCAUGUCAUGCUCACCUGGAUGAUGAAUGGCAGCAACCACACCGGGAGUGCCAUAAAAGCAAAUAUCACAACCCACACAAACCAGACCCAGAGUUUGCAAAGCCAGCUGGUCAUCCCCAGACAGGACUGGGAUACUGGCAGCACAGUCCAGUGUCUAAUUUCUCAUCCUUGCACACUCUUCCCAGACAUGAAGCGAAGCAUCCAGAAAAACAAUGAUUCCAACCAUGUCAAAGCUCCGUCUCUCAACUUGGUCAUUCCAUCGCCAACACAACUGAUGCAACCUUCCUCCCAAGCUGUAGCUUGGUUAGCUUGUGAGGUCUCUGGAUUCUCCCCAGCUGAAAUAUUCAUCAGGUGGAAGAACAACAGCAGAAACAUUGACAUCUCUGAAUAUAUCACAGGGCCCCCAAUAGGCAAAGUGGGAAGCCCCACUUUUAGCAUCCAAAGCAUCCUGAAAGUCCCAGCAUCUGAAUGGGAAAGCAGAGCUCUAUAUACCUGUGUGGUGGGGCAUGAGUCCUUGACUCACAUGGAAAACAUCAGUAAACAUUUAUAUAAUUUUCUGGAACCAGCUCGCCCACAAGUGACAGUAUUCCACACCUCAGAAGAUGGGGGACACCAGAAACUUGUUUGCUUUGUGACCAACUUCUAUCCCCAAAAUAUAGACAUUCUAUGGAUCACCAAAGGACACAGUCUAAACUGCAGUACUGACUCUGCAGCUCUGGUGCCCCUUGGCAAUGGGAAGUUCCAGAAGAGCUGCAGUUGGGUACUCAGCGAAGAGGAAUGGAGCAAGCCAGAAAUCUAUACAUGCACUGUCAAUCACAGCUCAACCAACAUCUUGAUUAAGAAGGACUUGCAUUAUUCUGGAAUGGUCCCAUCUCUUAACAAGAAGACAGCUAUCAAAAUACAGCUGCCACCCUUCGAAGAGCUCUUUAUAAACAAAAGUGCAGCUCUAACCUGCAUGAUGCCCCUUGUGAAUACAACCACAAAUUCAACAGUCAGCUGGACAAUGGAUGGAGAACCUGCCAACAUAAAUACUGUGACUACCAAAAUCUUGAACAAAACCAACAGCACUUCUUGGAUCUAUGGCCAACUGCAUGUGAAUCUAACGGAAUGGAAAUCCACUAUAAAGUUUACCUGUAGCAUCUAUAAUGGUCUAAGAGAAACCAAACAGCACUAUGAGCGAAGGAAUGGCACAAUGAAGUCCCCAAAAGUCUACCUCCAGCACCAGUCCUCCAAUGAAGACCUAAAUGUAACCCUACUCUGCAUAGUCAGAGACUUCUACCCAGGAGAGCUCUUUGUGAAGUGGGAAGAGGAGAACAAAGAAAUGUCAUGGAAGGGUUAUGAUGCCCAUAGUUUGAAAUGUGAUCAUGAAAAACAAAGAUGUUCCUUAGUGAGCACACUUGAAGUCCCCACAAGCAAGUGGAUGAUGGGAGUCUCUUACUCAUGCCUUGUAGCCCAUGUCUCCUCUGAAAACAUCAUAAUCAGAAGAACCAAUUCCCUUUCUGAUUCCUGGGACUGUGCCGUGAUGGGGGUUGCCGUGUGUGACAUCCGCAAUGAAAAUGAAGAUGAGUACAGUGAACUGAAGGAGGCCAACAGUGUCUGGAACAAAGUUUCCACUUUCAUGGUUCUCUUCACUGUUGCAGUCUUCUACGGGGGCCUUGUCACUUUCAUCAAGGUGAAAUAACCAGCAUUUUUUCAUCACAAUGAAGAAUAUUCAGAAUAAGAUCCUACCAUUUUCUCUCUGUUAUCCAUUUCUCUCAGACUUCCUUCCUUAUAAUUUUUUCUGCUACAUUUGCCAUGGCUCUGAAGGGAGGAUACAACAAAGCAUUCAUGUCAGAAAGCAUUGUCUUCAGUGUUACCUAGUUUGCCUUCGCAGCUUUUACAGCAAUCGACAGGGACACUAUUGCUUCAUAUGCUAAAGAUGGUCAACCAGCCACUGAAGGAAGUGACCCCAGGUUACAUGAACAAUAUCCCAAAGGUCACAAAUACUAAACAACUUGCUAUGGAGCCACAAUGACCAGACUGCAAGCGCAUGGAAACCGAGUUAGAAAGAGGAAGCCUGACAUUGCCAACAACAGGGAGCCCAGCCACAAUGAAAUAAAUAAUAAACAAAAAAAUAGCACAUCGAUCAUCCACAAGUAACAAAAUGAAUGAUUUCUCUUCCAACUCCAACAACUGAAGGACUGGGGGAAACUGUGGAUUUGAGCAUGGACCUUCCAAAUUGGUGCAAAGCGCCAAAGUUAAUUCAUUGUUGUGCCAUCUGAACUAAAUGCUCUAAAAUCCCUUGGGUUGUUGUUUCCUCAGUGGCAGCAUCACUGCAGGUUCUAGGAAAGUUUCCAUGUUACCAAUCUGUAACCCAGAGAACAAGUAUUUACUUUUAAGCAUUAUCAAUAUAGUAGGAGAUGAGUAACAGUAGAUGUUUUUGCUUUCCAAACAGUGCGUUUUUCCGCACUUUCCUCCUACUUGCAAUAGAGCACAGGACUGAUGAAGUUUUAGUCAGAGUAGAUGCACUGAAAUUAACGGACCCAAGUUCAUCAUGUCCAUUAUUUUUAACCAGGUCUACUCUGAGUAGGAUUAGCAUUGGAUACAACCUCACAUUUGCCCUCCUAUAAUCAAGUGAGAAAGGCUUUACAAAAGGAUCAUGAUCAUAAGGGGCAGGAGCAGGUAUAACCAGCUGGUCCCUUGCUUUAUCACUGUGUUUAAAGAGAGGGCCCUGAUAGGCAAAGAUUUUUCAUGGAUGGCACCAAGAGCCCGCCCUUUCUAAGGCCUACUGAUUUCAACUGGAGAGAGUUCUCAGCAUGUUUAAAUCUCUAUCAGCCAAACCAAUGAGGUUCUCGAUCACGCCCAAUUUACUUGCUUAGUGCACAACAUCAGUCCAUGUUUCCCUGUGUGGUGCUCAAUUACUUUUCAAGGUUGCAUUAUUUUCAUUUUCAAGUGUAUUGAAACUUUACAUCCUAUCAUAUUUGCAUUACAGUGUUCUCUAUUGCUGCUUUUUGGUUCAGGGACAAUUAAAACCUGAGUUUUCCAAGGCUUACAGUCCAGCUAAAAAGAGAUUUUGUCCUACUAUUGAUCAGCCAUUUGGUGCUUUCAGUGCUAAUCAGCUGCUUAGCAUGGUCAUAGCUAACCAUUUACCUUUAAUAAGCACUUUGCCCCAGAGAACGAAUUAGGGCAGAGAAUUAAUGAUAAUGAUUUAGCUAGAGUUUUCAAUGAUAAUCAGCUGUUAAAGUUCAUAGGAUUAAAUAUUUGUUCUCCUGAAACUAUAAUUGUUGAAAACAUAUGUGGUGCCUGUUCAUUAACCAAGGUUCUGGUGUUUGUUUUAUCAUGAUGGAGCACACAUAAGCAUUAUGAUUUAUUGUAUUUGAUUGUAGUAUACUAAACUGCAUAGCACUGCACAGACAUCGCACUGAGAUCAGACUACCACCCUCUCCUACCUUUGGCCAUUAUGUGUUGCUAUAAAAUUAUAUAAGAAUGAUGGAUUGUAUUGCACACUGUUGCAUUGUACCAAUUUGCAUUGACUGAUAGAAUGAACCUAAAGAUGUCCCAUAUAAAUGUUAUACUAUAUUAUUUUUAGGUUAGUUGCUUAAGUUUGCCUUGAUUAAUUGCUGUCCUCAUAUAGAUUCUGAUUGCAGUCCUUCUGCCAUGCAUGUUGUUGCCCUCCAUUAUAUAGCUUUUCAUGUUAACUUGAUCUAUCAAACCUCAACUGCUACAUAAACUUCUUUUUUUCCAAUA
This is a messenger RNA of Rhineura floridana, 5735 nucleotides long. RefSeq lists its product as uncharacterized. The transcript is spliced from 14 exons. Bases 1 to 3690 code for a protein of 1229 amino acids. The record is from RefSeq and is a predicted model, not a curated record. NCBI's taxonomy places the organism in Eukaryota, Metazoa, Chordata, Lepidosauria, Squamata, Rhineuridae.